Messenger RNA from Pantherophis guttatus, 2343 nucleotides. Lineage: Eukaryota; Metazoa; Chordata; Lepidosauria; Squamata; Colubridae. The record is from RefSeq and is a predicted model, not a curated record.
CGGUCUUGUCUCUUGACUCCUCGUCCUUUUCUAAAAUCGGACGGGAAAGGCUGCGAGGCAAACCGGAGUUACAGCCUACUAAACUCCUCCGAAGAUCGCCAGGUGGGGAAGGAUGGAGCUCUGUUGCCUUCACUUGCCUCGGUGGACUCCCAAAGGCAUCGGGUUGCCUAAGGGCUGGAAAAUCUGUCUUGGCAAACUUCUUGUCAGAGACCAUUGAAGGUAUUGGCAGUUACAUCCCCACACAAGGAGUAAGGAUUUUAGAAUAUGAGAAGCCACAUUUCAAUGGAAACAGCAAAGGACCUGGAUGUCGGUUUGAACUGUGGGAUUGUGGAGGUGAUCAAAAAUUUGAGACUUGCUGGCCUGCCCUGAUGAAAGAUUCCCAUGGUGUCGUCAUUAUUUUUAAUCCAGACUUGCCAAGCCAUGUGAAGGAAAUUGAAAUGUGGUACUCCUGUUUUGUCCAACAGCAGCAGUUGCUUGAGAAUCAGUGCUUGCUCAUUGCACAUCACAAACCAGGCACUCCAGGAGAUGUAGACAAUCUCACUUUGCCUUCACCAUUGAACAGGCUGACAUUGAUACACUCCAGCCUUGAAGAAGAUCCUGAAGAUGUUCGAAUGGAAUUCGUGAAGUUCCUGAAGAAUAUUACUAAUUUGGUAAAUGAGAACCGGGACAGAGAGGAGAUGUUGAUUAUUAAUUAGUAAUAUGAUAAACGUUGGACAAAUAAAUGGCUAUUAUUUAUUAAUAACUUAAGUUUCCAUUUGGAUUUUCUUCAUUAUUACAAACUCAUUUAUUUUUUCUUCCAAAUGUGAGAAUAACUGUAUUGACUUGGAAUUGUGUAACAAGGGAAUCAGCAUUCACUGUGCGGUACACAAUGAGAAAGAAAUACAUAGCUAUGGAUCCCUUAUACAGGUAGUCUUCAACUUACAACAGUUCAUUUAGUCACCUUUCAAACUUACAACAGCACUUUAAAAAGUGACAUGAUCAUUUUUAACACUUAUGAUCAUUUGCAGCAAUGCUCUGAUCAUGUGAUCAAAAUUUAAAUGCUUGGCAAAUGACUCAUAUUUAUUACGGUUGUAGUGUCCUGGGUCAUGUGAUCCCCUUUUGCAGCCUUCUGACAAGGAAAGUCAAUGGGCAAGCCAGAUUCACUUAACAACUGUAUUACUAAUUUAACAACUGCAGUGAUUCACUUAACAACUGUGACAAGAAAAGUCGUAAAAUGGGGAAAACUCACUUAACAAAUUUCUUACUUAACAACAUAAAUUUUGGGCUCAAUUGUGGUCGUAAGUCAAGGACUUCCUGUAUUAAAAUUAAAUUCUGAGUCCACUGUUCAAAAAUAUCCUUCAGUAUAUCCAAUGUUGUAAUAUUUGGCUUCGUUCUGUAAUUGUAAAUUAAGUUUGUGUUUCUUUAACUGUUAUCUUCUUUACAUCACAUCUGUUGGCAUUCAUUGCUCCACUAAACCAUGCUGCAUUUCUGAAAAGCAUCCAUCUCCAAUCUAAUCAGCCAGUUGUGUGCUGCAACAUCUUAUUUAAAAUUGACAAUGAGCUCUAAUUUGGGAUCAUCUUUCUGCUUUUUUUUUCAUCCAUGCUUGAUAAAGCAGUUGGCUCUUUAGGUGCAAGGAUGAGACCAGAGAGCUGAUUAACAUUGUUUGCUUGCUUAUAUUUGAAUUCCUUGCCUACCAGUAGUUGAGCAGAAGCUUCAAUGUGUUUGACAUUAUCAGCAAUAGCAGGAAAAUUGGUGAAAUCAUUAACUACCCGAGGCCAAAGUUUCCUUCCAGCAACAUUAAGUGUGCUUUGGUUUAUUUCAUCUAAGGAUUCCUUAAUGAUAAAUAGUGUCAUAUAUCAUUUUCAUGUAUCUCAAACAAAUUCUUAACUACUUGGGUGACAAUGGCCCUGGUUUAGAUUUCUCCUGAGUGGCCAUUCUCUGUAUGCCAAAUCUGGAAGGGCUUUUCAGUUUAUAGAGGAGUCCUGGCAGAUGAAGUUGCAGAAGAAACAUCUAUAUAGUACUAGAGAAAGACAAAGAGUCUGACAUGGGUAAAAGUCCACAUUAAAGAUUACAUCAUGCUGAUAAGAGUAGAAAAAUGAAAUUAUUCUGCAGAUAUGUGUAACACGACCUGGACCUUAUUAGAGAGGAAAUUGCUAUGAGAAUUCUAACAGAGGGAUAAAAACACUUUGAUCUUCUCUGAGUUAUAGCAUGACCGUGCAAAAAUAAGUGCUAUUAAUCAAAUGAGAUCUACUAACUAAUCAUGCAAAGCCUCAUGCUGUAAAGUUCAUUUUUUUCCCCAUAAAACAAAGUCACUUUCAUUUUUGUCUACAUUUUUAUAGAUAAUAAAUGAAAUGUUUAUACAAA